Nematostella vectensis (starlet sea anemone) is the source of this 3506-nucleotide messenger RNA. RefSeq names its product WD repeat and HMG-box DNA-binding protein 1. Gene Ontology annotation, cellular component: nuclear replication fork. Lineage: Eukaryota; Metazoa; Cnidaria; Anthozoa; Actiniaria; Edwardsiidae. The coding region runs from base 189 to 3428 and encodes 1079 amino acids. Gene Ontology annotation, biological process: DNA repair; DNA-templated DNA replication; mitotic cell cycle. Gene Ontology annotation, molecular function: chromatin binding; protein binding. The transcript is spliced from 27 exons. The record is from RefSeq and is a predicted model, not a curated record.
GUUGCGUGAGAAACUGGGUCUCAGCUUGGUCUCCCAUCAUUCCUCGCGCGUGAGUUCUGUGUUGGCGGGAAAUUUCGAGGCGCGAAGAAGUUGUAAUUUGUUCGAACGAUCGAACGAGAAAUCGUGGCAAUAUUAUCGCUUGCAACUAACAAGACGAUCGUUCAAUUUGGCCAAUAGCACCCAGCACUAUGCCAGUCGACGUGAAGCCACUUCGGUUUGCUCACAGCGAAGGAUUAACUGAUGUUUGUUACGAUGAAUCCGGCGACCAUUUGCUGACAUGUGGCUCUGAUGGAGAUAUCAGAAUAUAUAAAGGAUUUGACGAUAGCGACCCAGAAUCUAUCCAGGCAGGGGUUCAAGUUAAUGCUGUCCUGGUGAAGGGAAAAAGGAUUUUUGCAGCACCCGAUGAUUUUGCUGUUCAAGCUUUUACCUUCCCUGAGGGCGCUCCUGAUGGAAUUCUUGCAAGAUUUACUGCAUCUGUCAAUCACAUGUGUUUGAACCAAUCAAGAACACUUCUAGCUGCUGGGUCAAGUGACUUCAGUAUCAAAGUUGUGUCGCUAGAUGACAACACCCAGAAAUCCUUCAAGGGACACGAAGCCCCUGUGAUGGGAGUCACACUGGACCCUAAGGAUGAAUAUAUGGCAUCAUCUAGCUGUGAUGGGUCUGUGAAAAUAUGGAAAAUGGUUGACCAGUCUGUUGUCAAGUCACUAAAUCUACUGCCAAAAUUCAAUGACCCAAGUGCUUCAAAGUCCCUGGAAAGGCUUGCUUGGCAGUCAGUGAGUGGAAAGUAUCUUGCUAUACCUGUCGACAAAGAGCUUAAGGUUUAUGAGAGAGACUCUUGGGAAGUUAAAUUUUGUUUGUCAAGUGAUGAAUGCUUUGAGGCUAUUUCCCUGGUUUCCUGGUCUUCUUGUGGGAAUUUUCUGGCAAGUGCUAGUAUAGAGGGUCAAAUCAUUAUCUGGAAUAUCAACACCCAGUCUGCAGUGGAAAUUAUCAAGCAAGAGAACAGUUCACCUCUUUGCAAUAUUGUCUGGCAUCCAAGUGGAAAGAGGGAGAUUGCAUAUGUUGAUAAUCAGGGACAGUUUGGAGUUUGUGAAAAUGUUGUUCCAGGAUCUGCAUUAACAAAAAACAAGAUCUCCAGUAUUGAUGCUAAUGAUGCAAUGGUUGACAGUGACAAUGACUCUCUGGUUGCAACAAAGCGCCUCAGGGUCAAAUCUGCUUGGAUUGAUGAUGAAGCAGAUGAUGAUGAUGAAGAUGAUGAAUUUAAAGACAUUCGUAAACUGAAAGAGCAGUUAGCUGCUCCCCUAGACUUUCCUGAAGACAUUGAUGCUGAUACAGCAAGUGAAGUUUCUGCUGCAAGAAAGACUACUGUUGUUCAUGUUCCGGUCACACCUACUCUUCAACCAGCAUUCCAGCCUGGCUCAACACCAUCUCACCUUAUGCACCGAUUUAUGGUUUGGAAUUCAAUUGGUAUAAUACGAUGCCACAAUGAUGAUGAGCUGUCAUCUAUUGAAGUUGAAUUCCAUGACACCAGUACCCAUCAUCCAUUACAUUUAACCAACCACUUUAACCACACAAUGGCUGCACUGUCCUCCAAUGCAGUUCUACUUGCAUGUAAAGGACAGGAUGACCUACCCAGCAAAAUGGUCUGCUUGCAUUUUGGUAGCUGGGACAGCUCUAAAGAAUGGACCGUUGAGAUGCCUCCAGGAGAACACAUUGAGGCUAUUGCUGUUGGUAGUACAUGGGCUGCUGUUGCCACAAGCAAGCUGAUGGUACGCAUCCUGACAAUAACUGGAAUUCAGAGGCAGGUCUUCAGCCUUCCUGGUCCAGUGGUGGCCAUGUCUGGUCAUUUAAACCAAUUGGUGCUUACAUACCAUGCUGGAAAUCCACUACCUGAUGAGCAGGCAUUGGGAGUGAAGGUACUGGAUCUCGCAGCCGGCAGACAGACGGUCAACGACCAGAGACUCACCAUCAGCAAAAAGUCAACGUUGUCAUGGAUUGGUUUUUCAGAGGAAGGUACCCCUACCACUGCUGACUCCAUGGGUGUGGUCAGAAUGCUUAAUCGUUCAUUUGGUAACACAUGGGUACCAGUGUUAGAAACCAAGGGCCAGUUAAAGUCCAAAUCUGAUAACUAUUGGGUCUUGGGUAUGGAGGAGCGAACUCAACAACUCAGGUGUGUUCUUUGCAGGGGGAGUAGUUAUCCCCCAACCCUGCCACGUCCUGUUCUUGUGCUUCUACCUCUUAAGAUUCCUUUGUGUGAGAUGGCUACCGACAAAGGUGAAAAGGAGGAGAGUUACCUUAAAUCAUGUCUUUUGUCAAAUCAUUUCACCUACUGCCAAAAGCAAGGAGAGGAUAUAGAGGAAGAAGCAGAGCAGCAAGCAAGAACAGCACAAAUCCAAACUAUAAUGAGACUUUUUGCUCUGGCCUGCAAGACAGAUCGUGAAUUCAGGGCUGCUGAGUAUUGUGAAUUGCUCCCCGAUCAGCGUUCUGUAAGUCUUGCCAUCAAAUACGCAGCAGGAAAUAGAAAAAUGAACCUUGCACAGCGGCUGAAUGACUUGGCCUUCCAAAAGGCCCAGGAGGAGGCUGAAGAGGUCUGUGAUGAUGAUGAGCAGUUGAACUGGCCGCCAAGAAGAGCCCAAAACACUGUGUCUUCUGUAAGAAGAGGCAGCUCUCGACAACGUGAAGUCAACAACGAUGAAGAUCAGAUGGAGGUAGCACACGAGGAUUCAGAUGACGAACGAGAUAUGACAGGGAGAAGACGGGGUUCAGAGCAAGAUGAAGUCAUCAAGCCUAAUCCCCUGUUGAGGCGUUCCCUUCCUAAACCGGACCACCCCACCCCAUCCCCCUCCUAUAGCUCGUGUGCAAGCCAGGGCCGACCCAACCCCUUCAAGGUCCUCAGCCCCAGCAAGCGUAGCAUGGGUGCAUGCGGGAAAAGCUUCUUCCAGAGCGUGGAAGACGAAAAGAAGACAGCCUUAGCUACUAAGGCAGCCAAAAUAUCGCCAAAAUCCAACUCCAAGGCGAGGAAAUCGAAGCAAAUGACUCUCCAAUCGAAAGUCGGCAACCAAAUUAAAGCAGACAGGCCUGAUGAGAAAGCUGACCGACAAACCAAGAAGAAAAAUGGCUUCAGUCUGUGGCUGGAGGAAAAUCGUGAUCAGAUCGAGGAAGAGAAUCCGGAUAUCCCGGACGAAGACGUCGUCAAGAUUGCCAUGAAAACGUGGAAAGGUCUCGACAGCGUGGAAAAGAAGGUGUGGAAUGAGAAGGCGAAAGGGAAUGCAGGAGAGACGGAAGAAAAGAAACGCAAGCGAGAGAAUGACGAAAAUGACGCAGAAAAUUCACAAAGCUCCGAGCAUGAUAGCAUGUCGAAAAAGAUCAAAUCAGGAGGAACUGUUCGGUCAUCUCGAGAUCUGUCUGGUUUCUCCUACUCAAAAAAUUGAUAUCUUGUCUGAAAAGUGGCGUUACAAUUGUAAACGUUGAAAAACAACUCCCGAAAAGAUUAAGUUUGUAUAUUUUAA